AUGAUCUGGAGGUCGGCCGAGGCUAAGAUGAGUUUGGUGGGCGCAUCGGCUGGCACGCUGGAUGCCAUGGGGAGCACGCUGGGCGUAGUCGUAAGGGCGGACCCGUCGCAAGCCGCCAGGAGCUUGAUGUACGUCACUGUGCUGGCCGAGGUCCACGGUUGGAGCUCGAGCGGCGCGUCGGUCCUGGACUGCCUGGAGCGGCUCGCGGGCCUCGCUGCGCGCUGCGAGAGGCUUGGUCGCUCGCGGCUGCGGAUGGGCUGCAAAGCCGAGGGCGACGUGCUUCCGCGCGGAGGCGUAGCCUACGCCAUGGCUGCGCAGUCGCUGAGGGAGAAGGCGUCGUCGCGGGGCCUCCCCAGCAGCGGACGGGGUGCUGGGGCACUUCUUGUUCAAGGACUUGCUCUGCAUGCCUGUCGGGGCGGGCUGCCUGCCGCCCCCUGCGGCCGUGGCCGAGUGAGUGCCGCGCGAUUGAUGGCGCGCCGCCUCCGCUGCACUUGCAGGGUGCUGCUGGGUUCCGCUGCUGCGUUGCUCGUCGGCGUGGCCCCUGCCACAACCACCACGUCUACUCGAAGGGGAGUUCGACAUCUUCGGUGUCUUCGAUCCGCGGUCCUGAGGAUUUAG
Messenger RNA from Prorocentrum cordatum, 618 nucleotides. The record is from the annotation of a GenBank genome assembly. Lineage: Eukaryota; Dinophyceae; Prorocentrales; Prorocentraceae.